AUGGUUAUUCCUCCAGCUACACGCCUUCGGCAGUUGAUUGCCGAGAAGGGCAUAGUUGUUGCGCCCGGGGUUUUUGAUGGGUUUAGUGCCAGAAUAGCGCUCGAUGUUGGAUUUGAUUGCAUCUAUAUGACAGGCGCCGGUACAUGUGCCUCAAAACUCGGCCAGCCCGAUCUGGGCUUCGCAACUCUGAAUGACAUGCGUGAACAUGCUGAGAUGAUCGCAAAUCUCGAUAUAAGAACCCCUCUAAUCGCCGAUGCGGAUACAGGAUAUGGCGGGCCAAACAUGAUUGCUCGAACUGUUGCGCAGUACCAUCGCAGCAAUGUAGCAGGCUUGCACAUCGAAGACCAGAUACAAACGAAAAGGUGCGGACAUCUCGGUGGCAAGCAAGUCGUUCCGAUUGAAGUCUUUGCGACUCGUAUCACAGCAGCUGUGCUGGAGCGCAAGAGACUAGGCUCGGAUAUUGUCAUCAUCGCACGAACGGAUGCCCUUCAAACCCAUGAUUUUGACGAAGCAAUACGACGAUUGAAAGCAGCAAUCAAAGCAGGCGCUGACGUCGCAUUUCUGGAGGGUGUUACAACAGAAGACGAAGCGAGAGAAGCAUGUCGUCUCCUUGCACCUACUCCGGUCUUGCUGAAUAUGGUCGAACACGGGGCCACGCCCUCGUGGACGCCAGAGAAGGCGAAAGAGUUGGGGUUUAAGAUUAUUAUUUUCCCGUUUGCUGCUAUAGCUCCAGCGUAUGAAGGCAUUCGCAAAGGUCUACAACAGAUCAAGGAUACUGGUACGACUGGCAUUAGCGUUGAUUUUACGCCUAAGAAGUUGUUCACGCUCGUUGGGCUGAAGGAGGCGACUGAAAUUGAUGUGGCUGCUGGCGGAAAUCUCUAUGAUGGUGUAUGA
Talaromyces amestolkiae is the source of this 894-nucleotide messenger RNA. RefSeq lists its product as uncharacterized. The transcript has 2 exons. The coding region runs from base 1 to 894 and encodes 297 amino acids. Lineage: Eukaryota; Fungi; Ascomycota; Eurotiomycetes; Eurotiales; Trichocomaceae. Gene Ontology annotation, molecular function: catalytic activity. The record is from RefSeq and is a predicted model, not a curated record.